AUGUGUCUGAAUACAAAUGGCCGCAACGUCGAUCCGACUUGCCAUUUCCCGCCCAGAGACCCGAUGAAAACCGGAUUCUCACUGUCCAUCUACUUGAAGGAGAAUUCGGUCAUUUUUUACCAUGAGAAAUUGGCGGCUCUCAGAAGAGUUGGUGGGUCAGGAUUGAAACUGAACGACCCGACCCGAGUAAAGCUCAUCCUGACUUAUAUCUGGAUAAUAGAAAUAGGCCAAACGAAAAUUAUUAAUGGAUCUGCACCUGAUAUUGCUGGGAAGGUUAGCUUUCUAACUUGUUCUUCGGCAGACCUCGUCGGGACGGAUACAUCUCAACCAUCGUUUUUGGCGCGUUGGUCUUCCCGAAGAAAAAUAAACUCUGAUUCCAAAAAUAACACGGAUAUUAACCAGUGGUGUUCUGUGGCGAAAUUGUUGACCACAUCCUCCUUGCCAGAGAUGAGUUGUUCUUGGGUGGAAAAGCUAGCGGUAAUCCCUUAUCCUGACUUCAUCUAUGACAGUAGGUUCACGAUCAACAAAUAUAGAUCUUGGGACAUGCUUUCCUGA
Striga asiatica is the source of this 555-nucleotide messenger RNA. Lineage: Eukaryota; Viridiplantae; Streptophyta; Magnoliopsida; Lamiales; Orobanchaceae. The record is from the annotation of a GenBank genome assembly.